AUGGCGUUGCCGAGGCUGAGAAUCGAACCGGGGGCGUUAGCAUUCAGCUUCGAGGCGGGGAAGGAGCUGCGCACGCGCGUGAGGAUCCACAACGAUUACUCCAAGGACGUCGUUAUCACGAUAAAGCCGGGCACGGUGCGCAAGUACGAGGUGAAGGAUGGCACCAAGAUCGUCGUGCCUGAAGGCUCCUCCUUCCUCCUCACUGUGUCGUGCCUGCCGCUGUCGUCCAUGCCCUUCUGGCCCGACGCCUUCGUGCUGGCAUGCCACAUGCCCGCUGACAAGUUCACCCGCCGCCUCACGCUGCACACGCCCAUGUCGCAACUGCGCGCUUUGUGCCAGAUGAAGCUGCCAGUGCUCUUCACAGAUGAAGUCACCAAGGGGGUGGCAGAGGAGCAGCAUGCGCAGGCGCUGGCACAGGCCCAGAAGCACAAGGAGAAGGGGAAGGAGAAGGAAAAGCAGGCGCAAGCGCUGAAAACCGUGAAGGAAGGGGAGGAGGGCGGGCAGGGAGGAGCGGAAGGGACAGGAUCGCAGGGGGGGAAAGUCGGGAAGGGAGGGAAGGUGAAAUUUGCAGGAGAGGCAACUCUGAAAGAUGGGCUUUCACGUGUGUGGAAAGGCAGCAAGACAAAGAAGGAUUUGGAAGAAGAGCAGGAGGAGGCGAGGAGGAAGGAGGAGGAGAGGAGGAGGGAGGAGGAGAGGAGGAGGAGGGAGGAGGAGGAGAGGCGGCUGAUGGAGAGGGCGGAGAGGAGGGAGGAGAUGAGUGGGCAGUCAAUGGACCGGCUUCUCUCCUCCAUUGCUGCCAAGGACAAGAGCCACGUCUAUGUGCGUGCAUACCAUUGCCUGCAUGCUUCCUGUCUCUACGCAUGCAUGUUCCCCAGUCUACACAUGGACAAGAGCCACGGCUAUGUGGGAGAACACACACGGCGAUGUGAACCCUCUCAUCACGGCGAUGUGAACCUCUCAUCACAACGAUGUGAACCCUCUCAUCAAGACGUCACGCGCGGACUUAAAGCUGCUACAUGUCCAGUUCACAUUGCACACGCUUCCCCCUUGCCAUAUCGCACACCCCUUCCCUCCUCUCUCCCUCCCCUCCUCCCCACUACAGCUCUGUGGGAGCUGUUUCUCAAGACGUCCCGCGCGGAUUUCAAGCUGCUGCAGCAGCGCCUGGAGGCAGCACUGCUGGAGGUGCAGGCCGUCAAGUCGCAACUGGUCAUGGAUCUGCCAGCUCUCACCGUCUCCUUCUCAAGCCUCUCCGACUCCUCGCUCCCCUCGCCCACCAAAGCCUCCUCCGCACCCUCCCGAGACACCAGCUUUGCACCACCGCACUCCACCGCUCCCUACUCCCGCUCCUUCUCCAACAACCAGCUGAACCCCUCCGGCAGCAGCAGCAGCUCUGAACACGCCAACAUGCGCCCGCCCUUCACCCCGAAACCCACCACGUCCGAAUCCGCGCUGCUCCCAGUGUCCAUCUCCUCGCUCUCCUCCGCCCAGCCGUCCUCUCUGACCUCUCUGGCCUCCUCCUCCAGCAGUCUGCAGCUGGGCGGGUCAGGGGGGUCGCGCACCCUGAGCAAGUGGGGCGCGGGGGGGGAGAGUGCGGUUGAGAAGGAGCUGCAGCGCAAGGAGAUGAUGCGGAGGGCGUUGAUAGAGGAGAACAACGAGCUCAAGGAUAGGCUGGAGGAGAAGGAGAAGCGGGAGAGGCAGGCGCUGCGCAAGGCGGAUGUCAUGAAACAGGAUGCGGAGAGGGAGAAGAAGGAGCGGCAGGCACUGCGCAAGGCGGAUGUCAUGAAACAGGACGCGGUGAGUGGGGCGGGCAGAGGUGAGUGGGGUACGGCAGGGGAGAGUGCGGGGGAAAAGGAUCUGCAGCGCAAGGAGAUGAUGCCGCGGGCGCUGAUUGAGGAGAAUAAUGAGUUGAAGGAUAGGUUGGAGGAACGGGAGAAGAAGGAAAGGCAGGCGCUGCGCAAGGCGGAAGUUAUGAAGAGCCAGCUGCAGGCGAUGCAGCAGCGGCUGGAGGAGGAGGAGGCGCAGCGGCAGACGCUGCUGAGGGAGCUGCAGGCGCUCAGAGCCCAGGUGGUGAGCGGAGGACAGCAGCUGCAGCAGGCGCAGGCACAGCAGCCGCAGCAGGUGCAGCAGCCGCAACAGGGGGUUGCGGAGGAGGAAAAGGAGGAGAAGCAGCAGCAGCAGCAGCAGCAGCAGCAAUGGGAGACUGAGGAGCAAGCAGGGGAGUCGCAGGAGGAGACAGACCAUGAGCAUGCGCAUGCGCAUGCAGACAAGCAAGGCGAGGAGGGGUUGCAGACUACUGCUGCUACUGCAUCUCUGGGGGCGUCAGCCAGCAGGGGGCGUGGGAAGCUGGUCAUUCCCUUUGACGACGACGACGAUGACGAUGCCUAA
Closterium sp. Naga37s-1 is the source of this 2385-nucleotide messenger RNA. The record is from the annotation of a GenBank genome assembly. NCBI's taxonomy places the organism in Eukaryota, Viridiplantae, Streptophyta, Zygnematophyceae, Desmidiales, Closteriaceae.